GAAUAACGUCAAACCACUUUCCCAUCGCUGCCCUAAUUCCAUCCGAGGAUGACUUCUAUCUCGUACGAGAGUUGACGGUCGAGGUAGCAUCGGAUUUAAAGAAAUUUUCCAUUUCUUCAUCGGCUUUAUCUGAACUACCCCGUUCUAGCCCCUUAUAACUAUAUAUAUGCAGUCUAGUGUUAUAUAUACAAGCUCACCACAGCGACCAAGCCAUAUACCUCAGUUUUAAUUGAUAUAAUGCCUCGAAUUCUCAUUCUCGGUGCCACCGGCUAUGUUGGAAGCCGCGUGGCGAAUCUCCUUGUUCGCAAUGGAAAUCAUGUUGUCUAUGGCCUUGCACGUUCAACAGAAAAAGGCUCACAGCUAGCACAGAAAGAAAUUAUUCCUGUCAUAUGUCCAGACCCCAUAAACAACCCAUCCAGCUUUCUUUCUGUUGUUCGCUCAGCACCCAUUGACGUCGUCGUUGACCUAUCAGGCGCAAAUCAAGAUUCGGCCAAGAUUUUGGAGAGCCUUAAGCAAAUUGGAAAAGAGAGGUGUGAGCAAGCAACACAGAAAGGAGCAGGAGCCGUCAUUCAGAAGCUUGGGUUUGUAUAUUGCUCUGGAACAUGGGUUCAUGGAUCAAGCAGCCGUCUUGUAAGUGACAUUGAUCAUGUCGGGCAUGAUGCUGUAACUCUACCUCCUGCGCUAGUCGCAUGGCGCGCGGAGUUUGAGAAAGAAAUUCUGUCUUCGAGGGAUGUGCUUGAUGUCUUGAUUGUGAGACCUGCGCUCAUAUAUGGCUACGAAUCGACCAUCUGGACCUCUUUAAUCCAGCCACUACUCCAUGCCUCACAAAGCGAACAUACGGCAGCCGCUAGCAUAAAGGUUCCAUUAGACCCAGAAUCAAAACCGGGUCUGAUUCACGUCGACGACGUGGCCAGUGGUUUUGAGAAAGCGAUUGACAAAUUCGAAUUGCUUAGCGGAACAGCUGUGUAUCCGGUGUUUGAUCUCGCGACAAGCCAGGAAAGCAUGGAGGAAAUUAUCAAGGGCUUUGCCGUAGCGUGGCAAUUCAAGGGUUCGGUGGAAUUGGUUGGUUAUGGAGACAAUCCAUUUUUUGAGGCGAUGAGUACGACCAUGCGUAACUCGUCGCAGCGUGCGCGGCAGUUAUUGGAUUGGACGCCGACGCGUCUGAACGGGAUGAUAAUGGAUAUUGAUAUGUAUGCUGCGGCGUUCGCAGCCAGUGUUGAGAAAGCUACUUAAGAUUGGUAUAGAUUAUUGCAGAACAAUGAACCUUCUUUCUUUCUUGUCGA
Molecule: messenger RNA, 1283 nt
Organism: Talaromyces proteolyticus
Lineage: Eukaryota; Fungi; Ascomycota; Eurotiomycetes; Eurotiales; Trichocomaceae
Exons: 2
Coding region: 238-1233 (331 amino acids)
Source: RefSeq, a predicted model, not a curated record